Penaeus indicus is the source of this 1315-nucleotide messenger RNA. RefSeq names its product vesicle-trafficking protein SEC22a-like. NCBI's taxonomy places the organism in Eukaryota, Metazoa, Arthropoda, Malacostraca, Decapoda, Penaeidae. The record is from RefSeq and is a predicted model, not a curated record. Gene Ontology annotation, cellular component: SNARE complex; endoplasmic reticulum membrane; ER to Golgi transport vesicle membrane. Gene Ontology annotation, biological process: endoplasmic reticulum to Golgi vesicle-mediated transport; vesicle fusion with Golgi apparatus; retrograde vesicle-mediated transport, Golgi to endoplasmic reticulum. The coding region runs from base 92 to 1084 and encodes 330 amino acids. The transcript is spliced from 7 exons. Gene Ontology annotation, molecular function: SNAP receptor activity.
AACUUUGACACGACAGCCAGCCUACGCCCGAGGCCGCGUUCGAGGAAGUUAUUACAUUUUUUACUGGUAUUUUCUCGGUCUAAAUGGAAAGAUGAUUAUAUAUGCAAGUUUAGCUCGGUCGUCAGAUGGCACGCCAUUAUCAGCCACCACAGACUUCGCUAGUGAUGCAGACCAGCGGGUGCGAGAAGGGAAGAGAUGCAUCAAGCUCAUGAGCAAGCAUCUCCCCAAAUUCGGAAAGCGGGUUUGUCUUCAGGCAGAUGAAAUAACGAUACACUGUGUGACAGAUGAGUGUACAGCUUACAUGGUGGUGUGUGAACCAAACUACCCCCACAUUUUGGCAUUCAGCUUCUUAGAUGAACUUAUGAAGGAGUUCAGCCUCCUAUAUACACCUUCUGUUGUCAAGUCCGUAAGAAGACCAUAUGCAUUCAUUGAAUUUGACAGUUUCCUUCAGAAGACGAGGCAGAAGUACAACAGCACUCGAGCUCUGGCCUCGAGGCUGAACCUGGCUGAUAUGACGACAGACUUGAACCUCCACCCACCAUCAUACGUAAAGAUGAGCCAGCUCGAACCUCCUCCCUCUCCCUCUCCAAAGGUCACUGCCGCACACACAGCCUUAAAAGCGUCAUCAAAGCUAGAGAUGCCCAAUGGGAUCCUGGCCAAUGGUGUUGUUAAUAAGGAUGACACGACAGUGGGGGUAACGCUUAGGCUGAAACCCAUAUCGUGGUAUGGUUAUAUUGCUGUUUUUCUUGCUGUUCCCUGUGUGUUUCUGGAUGUCUAUAGAGGAGCUGUUGCCAUCAGCAUGUCAAGCUUGGAGGAAAUCGAUGGUCCCUCUCCGUGGCAUGGCAUUUUCUUCUUAACAGAAAUGAUACUCCAGGUUGCCCAGGUCCACGUGCUGAGGAAGUACAACAAAUUUAGGAAACUCGAGACCUUAGGUUGUUCCGUCUUUGUGCUCGUACUCAAUGGGUUUCUCUUCGACGUACGAGAUGCCUGGAUUUGCGUGCUGUACGUGACGGUGUCGUUGCUGCUCGCCCUCGCCACCUUCCGGAGGCCGUUCGAGAGAAAAUUGCCGAGAUUUCACAUUUGAGACUUUCCAUUUUGUAUUCUCUUUUUAAAAUUUGUAAUGUGUGAUGUUUUUUUUUUUUUUUUUUUUUUUUUUUUUUUUUUUUUUUAAUUAGGUGAUAAUAAUGUUAAGUGCACAAUUUUGUGAUUUGUAUUUUUUAUUUUAUUUUUAUUAUUAUUAUUAUUAUUAUUUUUUUCUUCAUAUUGCAUUUACCUGAAAUCUUGUAUUGUGAAAGUCUUGCCAAUUUAGCUUUAA